AGCGUACUUUUUUCGUCAUGAGGUCGAUGCUCUGAUCCAAUGUCUCGGAACAUAUCUGCCAUUUAUAAUUGGCAUUGUUAAAUUGAUAACUUUACAUUACCGCCGAGAAGUAUUAGCUGAAUUCUUGGAAUCAAUGGAGAGCGAUUGGGCAGCACCACUUUCUGGAGAACAUUUGAAGAUUAUGCUGAAAAUGGCGACAAUUGGUCGCAACAUUUCCAUCUUCUCUGGAUCAAUGGCGUACGCUGCAAACAGUAUUGGUAUUAUAGUUCAGAAAUUGUACAAUCUCGAAGCACAGCAGAUACCGAAUCCCGAUCCUCGUCUCGUGACCAAUCUCUUCUGGAUAGUGUGGUUGCCAUAUGAUACAACGAACAGAAUAAAUUAUGCAGUAUCUUUCGUCCUUCAGUUAUACAGCUCCGUAUAUGCAGCACUUUUCUACUUCAUUUUUGACAGCUUCAUCGUGAUGCUUGUCCUACACUUGUGCGGACAGCUCGGUGAACUCCAGAUAUCACUGCGUCACUUGCAUGAGACCGAUGAUCAGGGUAUCACCUUCCAAACUAAACUGCGAAUGAUUGUCCGAAAGCACGAUAAACUUGUCAGAUUGGCUGGAGAUCUUGAGGGCUCGUUCAGUUUCGUCCUUCUUCUGCAGCUGUUAGGCUGCACUUUGAUGUUCUGCUUUCAAGGAUAUGGAAUAAUUAGGCUAUUUACUCAGGGAACGUUGAAUAUCUUUCAAGUACUCUUUGCAGUGACAGUGGUUUUCGCCACAGCAAUUCACUUUUUCUUCUGCUGUUGGGCUGGAGAGUUUCUUGUAUCACAGAGUGUAUUGGUGGGACACGCGGUGUACGAUUGCGAAUGGUACAAACUACCCCAUCUUGAGGCUCGUUCUCUGAUAUUGAUAGGUCUAAGAAAGCUCAGACCUUUGACAUUGACAGCUGGGAAGUUUUCAGUACUAUCAUUCAAUCUCUUCCUCAACGUAUUGAAGACAUCAAUGAGUUACUUGUCAAUGUUGAUGGCGGUUCAAAGUCGCGAAUACUAAGUACUGAUGAAAAUUAGAAAUUCAAUGAGACAAUGGAAAAUAAAAAUUCUUACCUUGUAAUGCAAUUGAUAUGGUUGACUUACCCAUCUCAUUGUCUUGAAGAGUCCCCCAGGAAACCGCGAUUGAUGGUCACCUCAUGCAGGAAGCUGAUCUGCCAGUUGAACUACAAUGUGAUGUUUCCUUCCCAUCGGUGAAAGUAUAAUGAUUCUGACCUCAUAAAAAGAAAUAGGAGGGUGGGUGGUAUGUACCCCCAGCAAAACUAUUUAUUUAAAUAGUAUAAAAUAGAAAUUAUUUUGUUAUUCAUAACACUCGAUUUUGUAAGAACGAAUUUUCUGCCAUAAGUACCUGUAAACCUGAAAGAUCUUUGCCCCAUCAUUUGAUGAUAAAUCAAAUCUUUACAAAUAACAAAAGAAUAUCAAAUUGUCUGUUCAAAACCAUUAAUUGUAUACAAUAUAUUGUAUUCUUAUAAAAAUGUUGAAUAAACGAUCUUAAUUGGAAAUUCUAAAAGUUGAAA
This is a messenger RNA of Diachasmimorpha longicaudata, 1547 nucleotides long. RefSeq names its product odorant receptor 4-like. Gene Ontology annotation, cellular component: plasma membrane. The record is from RefSeq and is a predicted model, not a curated record. The transcript has 7 exons. Gene Ontology annotation, biological process: detection of chemical stimulus involved in sensory perception of smell; sensory perception of smell. Gene Ontology annotation, molecular function: odorant binding; olfactory receptor activity. Bases 134 to 1033 code for a protein of 299 amino acids. NCBI's taxonomy places the organism in Eukaryota, Metazoa, Arthropoda, Insecta, Hymenoptera, Braconidae.